ACUUGCUUGAGAGAUCAACUUGUUUAAAUUACACAACAAUUUAUUCUAUUUUGAGCAAUUGAAUAUGCGAAAAAUAGUAAGUGGCGGCAACGUGCAUCUUCUUCUUCUCCCUCAUUCUUAAACUCCCCAAACUCAAAACUAAAUCCCCUAGAUUCCUCUGCACAAAUUCCUAUCCAUGCCACCGCUUCCUCAAAAUCCACUCCGACUCAAAAAAAGAAAAAAAUCAUCAAACAAAUGAGAGGCCAAAUUCCUCAAACAAAGGCACUCAACGAUCUAUGGUUGAUGAUGGUCCACUGUUUCUGGCCGCCGCCUCUCUCCAUCUCCUUCCCCACCCUCUCUCCGCCGCAGUCGCCCACGACAUCGCGGUGCCUCCAUAUUUCUCCAACAGCUUUUGGCUGCUCUUCAUUGGGAUUUCGAUGGUGCUGAUGCUAUUCGGAAUAGUCACUUUGUUGAUCGAUUUUAGUAAGCAUGAGGUGUGGAGUAGUGUUUUUAUAGGAAGAAAGAAGUUGAAAAAUGGAAUGAAGACAUGGGAUGAAAUGGGGAGUUCUGAUGGGGAGUCUUUUUCAAGUCCUAGCUUUGAUGUGCAGCCGAAUAUCUGCAUUCAUGUGGGCAGGAAUUUUGAUUUAAGAAGAUUAGUAAGAUGUUAAAAUUAGUAUUUCAU
This is a messenger RNA of Salvia hispanica, 661 nucleotides long. Lineage: Eukaryota; Viridiplantae; Streptophyta; Magnoliopsida; Lamiales; Lamiaceae. The record is from RefSeq and is a predicted model, not a curated record.